AUGGGCGUCUCGUUCAGUCAACCAGCGGAAAUCACUGUGUCAAACGCCACCCUGUGGCCUUUCCAUGAUGUGGCGUUACAUCUAUUCGAAAACCUCGGCAAUGAUGGAAAGGACUCAAAGUGGAGGGCCAUCGUCGUUCUAGAGCAUUGGCGAAGUACCUCGAAACUCAUGCGCGAAGGCUUUCACUUAUCACCAACUUUCGAGGUCAAGAAGACGGGAUGCAUGCUUCCCGACCAAGUUCCGGAACUCUUCAAAUCUCAAUGGAAACAUUCACGACGUUUUAUCCUCAAAGAACCCAAGUCGAAGUGGAUGGCACACGUCUUCGUCAUGUCACAAGACCUCGGUACUCUGUCGAACUUUCGAUUGGAUGAUUUGACGAAGGACCGGAUCGGGCUCUGUCGGGCCUUGAACGACAACCGUAUUUCUGUAUACAAUUACAACUUUUGGAAGCCGGAGGAAAACUACAACACCCUGCAUGAGAACCUGACGCUGGGGGGAUGGUGGCCUUGGUCUCGCGGAAGUGACAAGGAAGCGAAGGUUGAGAGUCACAGCGAGGCUUCUUUCGAUAAGGAAAGCUUUGAAUCUAAGCAAUUCUGA
Molecule: messenger RNA, 597 nt
Organism: Colletotrichum karsti
Lineage: Eukaryota; Fungi; Ascomycota; Sordariomycetes; Glomerellales; Glomerellaceae
Exons: 1
Coding region: 1-597 (198 amino acids)
Source: RefSeq, a predicted model, not a curated record